Molecule: messenger RNA, 1127 nt
Organism: Colias croceus (clouded yellow)
Lineage: Eukaryota; Metazoa; Arthropoda; Insecta; Lepidoptera; Pieridae
Exons: 3
Coding region: 75-1127 (350 amino acids)
Source: RefSeq, a predicted model, not a curated record
ACGAAGCGGGCCGAACGACUCGACGAGUACCAGCCGGCGAGGCGACGUGUGCGGCUAAAUUUCCCGAUAUCACAAUGUCUAGAAGAGAUAAAAUUAUUGCUAUGGCGCUUACGGAGUUCCGUCCACCAAGAGCAUCUCAUUCUCUGCCAGUUCAAUCUUCAAUCUCAAUCCAAGAUUCUGACGCUGAUACAGUGACGUUGCUUGAUAUUCAAAAAGAACCAAUUUUUACAGAUAUAAAUAAACUUUGGUCCCGUCCUCUAGAUUACAACGAUUUUAAGACGAUUUUUGAUUUUAGGAAUGAAUAUAGUAAUUCCUUUAACAUAGUUUCAGAUAUUGACUUAAAUAAUCUUGUUUCUAAAACUCAACAAAUAGAAGAUAAUAUUGUUACUCGUCAUUCUUUGAAGUGUUAUGAACAGCUUCCAUUGUCCGACGAAGAUGAUUGUGCCGGCAAUAAAGUUAACAUGUUCCAAGAUUCUGAUGAUAGCGUCAAAGAUAAAGAUUAUGCACCUGAUUGCUCCACGGAUUCCGACUCAGAUUUAUCCAAUUGCAGUGAACCUGCUCCAAGAAUGAUAACAUUUAAUGCAGAAAUUCACAAUAAUCAAACAAAUACUCCCAAAUACAAUCACGGUAGCCAAAAAAAUAGAGCAGAUGCAUCAAAUCAAUUAGAAAAAAUACAAAAGGAUCUUGAUAUUAUAUUGCCUGAAGCUAGUACAAAUCAAGUAAUUGCAUCAGUGAAUGAAGAAAAUACAAAAAAAUGUGUUAGUAAUAGAGCAGAAAAAGAAAUAGAUAAUGAAGAAACAGAACACAUAGAAGAGCAAUCGGUCAAUGACAGCUGCCGGGAAAAAGAAAAUACGGAAACCGGAAAACGGGAAAACGGGGAAGUAGAAUCACCAUCUAUAAUAUUACCUGUAACUGAAAAAGGAUUUACCAAAUCGGGCCAACCAAGGAAAAGGCGUGCAUAUGAUAUUAAAUUAGGAGAACAUAUUAAAAAUAAAACUGUAUUCAGAGGUAUAACAAAAGAUCGAAAAGAAAGAAUAAUAUCAGAAUUGUUGCCUCUGAUGCCAGAGACGAGAAGGAGUUUUUGGUUAAACUUACCAGUAUCUUCGCAAGUGUCAAACAUAGAUUAA